This is a messenger RNA of Xenia sp. Carnegie-2017, 1638 nucleotides long. RefSeq lists its product as uncharacterized. The record is from RefSeq and is a predicted model, not a curated record. The transcript has 2 exons. Lineage: Eukaryota; Metazoa; Cnidaria; Anthozoa; Malacalcyonacea; Xeniidae. Bases 214 to 1494 code for a protein of 426 amino acids.
AUACCCAUAGCUAACCCGCACAGAGUCAGCACGCCUUAAAUUGUGCUGAAUUUGGAGACUAAAAUCUGUCUCUUGAUUGGUUUAUUGCCGUUGUGCUGACUAACGAGCCGCCGUUUUUGCUGAAAUAUUCCAGCGGUGUUGUGCGAAAUUCAGCACAGAUUGAGAUUGUUGAUAGCUGAGGUUUUAUCUUUGAGCUUCAAAACCAACGAUUUAAUGAGAAGCAUGGCAUCUUUCACUGAUCGAGUCGAAGAUGCUUUUACGAGGAAAGAUGAGACUUUUAUGGCUCAACUCUACGGAGAGAUGUUGGAUUGCCUGAAAGUCAACAGCAUUGUUACCAACGAUAAUUUGUUGGAUCGUCUCGGUGUUGAUAUUUUCCGAAAUAUCAAUGCCGAAUUUUACAUACCGCAGAGUGCCAAGACAAAGAACACAAAUUUGGUUGCCUUAAGAUCUGCUACAAAUGGCAACUGCCUCUAUAGUUCAUUGUCAAUUCUGCUUGUUGGUGACAACUCUGUGGUGACUAUUUUGAGGCUCAUGACCUCUAUAGAAUUAUUUUUAUAUGCUGAUUAUUAUGCAAAACAUCCAUGUUUUUCAAAUCUUUUUGAAACUCAGCAUAACAAACACUUUGAUUCCAUCUCAAGCAUGGUGGCCAUGUCAGUCUCUUUUGAAGCUUUUGAUAGUGCUGGAAGUGGUGGUUCUAUUGCUGAUUUUGUCAGUGCAGUAGCUGUGUUAAAUGCAAAAGAUAUGGCAUGGACUGGGUUUGUUUGUUUGUUGGCACUCUCUUCAGUUACAUCCUGUAGCAUUUUUUCUUAUUAUCUUGACAUAUACUCUAGUGCUUAUAGGUGGAAUUUAUUAUUUAACCAAAGAAUUGAACCUCGAAUUCGAUCUAGAGCUUGUGCUUCCACUAGUAAUUAUUUGCUAGUUUUGUUUUGCUUUGAAGGUUCAGCUCCUCAAGCAACUGCAUUCAAACACAAUCACUAUGUGCCUUUGAUACUUGGAGGGAAGGGAACUAAAAGAAAGGGAAGUAGUCACUCGUCACAAGCUAAAAAGACCAGUAUACAAACAAAGUUGAGGUUUACACCUUCUGGUCCUACUGAGACAACCAUGAAAACUAAGGCUCAUCCAUAUGGUAUAUCUCACAGUAGCGCUUUGGGUUCUUGUGAUGCUUCUUUUAUUUCAUCUUCUACCUUGCAAUUACCAGAUAAUAAAACUGCAAAUGCUGAUUUGCCUAGAAAUCCAUAUGAUGUUGGUUUUUAUAGAGAAAAGGUGAGAGGUAUGGAAAUUCAUGAAAUUGAAAAACUUGUGAAGAAUGUAUUCGUACCUGAUGAAUGCUAUGAAUUUCCUAAAACUGUUGAUGCAAAUGGUCGCAGUAGGUCCUUUCGACAUGAUUGGCUGAAGGAUUAUCUUUGGCUUUCGUAUUCUCCAAGUCUUAAUGGUGCUUUUUGCUUACCAUGUGUUUUGUUUGGUGAUAGGUUUCCCAUUAACACAUUGGCCUGAUGCUAAAAGUGCAAUAAAAAGGCAUAUAAGUACAUCAUCAGGUCUUCAUGUUCACACUUCGGCUCUUCUUAAGGAUAUCUUGGAUCAGAGUUCCGGUAAAAGCCAGCCAAUAAAUGUCAUGAUUGACAGUAACUUAAAGAAAAA